AUGGCGCGGACCGCCGCCACCCCCAACGAGGGCUCCCCGGCUGACGUGCUCGACGCCGGCUGCCUCGCCGAGAUCUUUGGCCGCCUCACCGACGUCGGCCUCUGCCGCGUGCGCAGUGUGUGCACCUCGUGGCGUGCCGCCGCCUCCAUUCCGGGGAUUUGGCGCGAGGUUUUUGCGACAAUGCACGGAGAGCACGCUCGGCGGUGGGCGCCGUCGCAGGACCCGCUCGUGGACCCACCCGGCGGCGACGAGUGGCAAGUGCGCUGCGCCCACCGCCGCCAAGCAGCCUCCAACCGGGUGGCGGGGCAGGCGACCUACCGCAAGCUCCCGUACGAGAUGGGCCACUCGCCCACCGCCUCGCCCUUCUACGUCGCCUCGCUCGCCAUCGACGGCCCGUGGCUCGCGCUCGGAGAGUUCGGCGGUUUCCUCACGCUCUACGACCUGCGGGCGAGCCGGCGGCGGUGGCGGCGGCCGCACGCCCUCCCGCAAGGCUUUGUGGAGAACGGGCGCGAGGACCUGUGCGUGGUGAGCGCGGCGAUGGUGGACGCGGUCGGCGGCUGCGUGGGCAGCCUCGCCUCGGGGAGUGGCACGCUGCUGGUCCGCUGCCUCUCUUCUGGCCAGCUGCUGCACCGGCUCGACCACUCCGCCCUGCUGGGAGGGCUGGCGGACGCUCUGCCGCAGCUGCCACCGCUCACCUUUCCAGGAACCUACUUCAACAUGCCGCAGUGGCGGACGGAGUGCGUCGUCGCCUCGCUCUGCCUCUACUCGGCCGAGCGGCUCGGGCCGGAAGCCUCGCGAGGCGGGAGCAGGCAGGGCGGCGGGAGCAAGCAGGGCGGCGGGAGCAGGCAGGGCGGCGGGAGCAGGCAGGGCGGCGGGAGCAGGCAGGGCGGAGGAAGGGCCGGCGGAGGCGAGCCCGGCGGCGGGCCGAGGUGCGGCGGGCCGGGGUGCGGCGGCCCUCUCCGGCUGAUGAGCGUGGCGGUGCUCGAGAAGACCUCGCCGACGGAGCAGGACCUGACCGAGUGCCUCUCGAUGCUGUGCCUCUCGAUGCUAUGGCUCCUCCCACCGCUGCCGCGGCCCGGCGAGGCGGCCGCAGAGGCAGGCGGCUCCCGAGAGGCGGCCGGGGAGGCGGAGCUUGCGGUUGCGCCGCCGCAGCUGCUGCGCGCGCGAGUGGGCGCCAUGUCGGAGCAGGGCGGCGCCAUGUCGGAGCAGGGCGGCGUGGUGGCGGAGGCGCACGAGCUGCUGCUCCUCGAGCUCCUCACCCUCCUCCCGCUCGGCCGUGCGAGCCUGCACCUGGCGAGGGGGAGGAGGGCGACUCGAGCGUCGCGGCGCACCUUCUCGAGCCGCGACGCGUACCGCCUCGCCGAGAAGGGCACACCGAACGCGGACAUGUACAGCCUCGCCGUCGAGAAGGGCGUGCCGUACGCGUCUCUCCAGCGCCGCUCGCCGACCUCGUGGCUCGUGCUGCUCGAGCUGCCCGUCCCGCCCGGCCUCGGCCACCGAGGCGCCUUCCUCGAGGUCUGGAGCGUGACCUGCUCCCAGUCCGCCGAGGGGCUGCGCGCGCAGGCGGCGGCGUCGCAGCCACCGCAGCAGGAGGCUGCUUGGCCGGAGAAGGCCCUGCACGCCGCUCCUCCGGCGGAGGCUUCCCUCCUGCAGGUGCUCGACCUCUCCUACCCGCAGCAGGCCCUCUGGACGUCGCAGGCGCCGGUGCCGCGCGUCGACUGGCCGCCCUUCGACCGGCACCGGUCAGUCUUCCUCCCGUACCAGCACCUCGCCCGCGAAGGCUUCUCUACCUACCAGGAAGGGCGGGAGAGGCCCGCGCUGCUCGAGCUCGACUCUGGAAGGCGCAUCCUCGGCCGCAGCUCGUAUGGAGCACAGCCCGACUACUACACCACG
Messenger RNA from Emiliania huxleyi CCMP1516, 1893 nucleotides. RefSeq lists its product as hypothetical. The record is from RefSeq and is a predicted model, not a curated record. Gene Ontology annotation, molecular function: protein binding. The transcript has 7 exons. NCBI's taxonomy places the organism in Eukaryota, Haptophyta, Isochrysidales, Noelaerhabdaceae. The annotation marks the transcript as partial.